Maniola jurtina (meadow brown) is the source of this 2966-nucleotide messenger RNA. Its product is annotated as pyruvate dehydrogenase phosphatase regulatory subunit, mitochondrial. Lineage: Eukaryota; Metazoa; Arthropoda; Insecta; Lepidoptera; Nymphalidae. The record is from RefSeq and is a predicted model, not a curated record. Gene Ontology annotation, cellular component: cytoplasm; mitochondrion; mitochondrial matrix. The transcript is spliced from 16 exons. The coding region runs from base 126 to 2834 and encodes 902 amino acids. Gene Ontology annotation, molecular function: oxidoreductase activity; protein binding.
CAUGGUGGUUGUCAAGUGGAUGUCAGAAUAAAUGUUGCACUUAUUAUUUUUAGAUAUUACAUACAGCUUAUUGAUAUAAUAUUAUAGCUUUGCAGUGCAAUUGCGUAUGUGCGCAGUAGCCCACUAUGUUUGCAAGAAGAGUUAGACAUGGCGUCCAAGGAUACAGUGCAAUUAAGUGCAUAGCAGUAGGUAAUCGGUCUCUAUCAAGCGUCGAUUCUCUUGAUCUGGAGGAGAAACUCAGUGGUUGUUUAUCAUCAUUGCCUCCUAAAGCCAAGGUAGUAAUAUGUGGCGGUGGAGUGAUGGGAGCUGCUGUCGCCUACCACCUUGCCAGACGUGGUUGGGGAGAUCAAACUGUAGUAAUAGAAAAAGAAAAGGUUGGAGCCGGUAGCCGCUGGUAUUCUUCAGGUUUAGUUGGUGCUUUCAAACCAUCUCUUGCCCAAGUGCGUAUUGCACAGUCGUCAAUCAGACUUCUCAAAGACUUGGAAUCUAGAGGGAAGCCUACUGGAUGGAAACAAUGUGGUUCACUUCUUUUGGCAAGAACUAGAGAUAGAAUGACUGUGUACAGACGGAUGAAAAGUCAAUCAGUUUCCUGGGGUAUCGACUGUGAACUCGUAAGCCCAAAAAAAUGCCAAGAAAUUUGGCCGAUGCUCAAUGUUGAUGAUAUCCUUGGUGGAUUGUGGAUACCAGGAGAUGGAGUAGGAGAUCCGCAUCUGUUUUGUAUAUCAUUAAUGAGAGAAGCUGUAGAAAAUGGAGUCGGUGUGAUGGAAGAGUGUGCCAUAACUGCAGUACAUUCAAAGGAAGGAAAAGUAUCAGGUGUGGACACAACUAGUGGCACAAUUGAGUGUCAAUAUUUUGUUAAUUGUGCUGGAUUUUGGGCAAGACAGAUUGGCCAGCUUUCCAAACCUCAAAUUAAAGUGCCAUUAUUACCUUGUGAACAUUAUUAUCUGCACACCAAACGAAUAGAUAACUUGGAUCCUAUGACUCCAGUUGUUCGGGAUCCUGAUGGUUACAUUUACUUACGUGAAAGAGAUGGUUGUAUUUUAGCAGGUGGCUUUGAGCCGAUCGCCAAACCUGUCUAUGAAGAAGAGAUCAUGAAUGCAGCACAACGUUGUUUACCAGAAGACUGGGAUCACUUUCAUGUUUUGCUACAAGAACUACUUAAACGAGUCCCGAGCCUUAACCAAGCGGUUCUGCACAAACUAUGCAAUGGGCUUGAAGCAUUUUCACCUGAUUGUAAAUGGAUUGUUGGUGAGGCGCCUGAGAUGUUCAACUACCAUGUCACAUGCGGCAUGAAAACGGUCGGGAUAUCAGCUGCCGGCGGUGUAGCGGAGGCUACUGUCGACGAGAUUGUGGACGGUUACACGAAGUACGACAUGUAUGAGCUGGAUAUCAACCGCUUUCUGGGCUUGCAUAACAACAAGCGAUUCCUGAGGGACCGAAUGAAGGAAGUACCCGGUGUUCACUACGGACUACCCUACCCAUUCUAUGAGUUUGAGACGGGUCGCAAUCUCCGUUUAUCACCAAUCUACCCUACUUUGCGAGAUAAAGGAGCUGUAUUUGGCCAGGUUAUGGGUUAUGAAAGACCGACUUGGUUUGAGGCAGUGGAAAAAAGCACAGCACCAGAUACACCUCAGCCGUUUAAAAUAGCUCAUACUAAAACCUUUGGAAAACCAAGUUGGUUUGAAACCGUGCAAAGGGAAUAUUGGUCGUGUAGAGAAGCCGUCGGUCUUGCCGACUACUCUUCAUUUACCAAAAUUGAUAUACAGUCACAAGGAAACGAGGUGGUCGAUCUGCUACAGUAUUUAUGUUCGAAUAACGUCGAUGUACCUAUUGACAGUAUUAUUCACACUGGAAUGCAAAACGAGCGGGGUGGCUAUGAAAACGACUGCAGCCUUGCCAGAAUAUCAGAAAAUCAUUAUAUGAUGAUAGCGCCCACGAUACAACAGACUCGGUGUAAAGUCUGGCUAAAGCGACACCUUCCACGGAACGGAUCCGUGACGAUGUCCGAUGUCACAUCUAUGUACACCGCUAUUUGUAUCCUGGGACCGUUCACGAGAAGCCUUCUAUCAGAAUUAACUGACACUGAUCUCUCUCCGUCCAACUUCCCCUUCUUCACGUUCAAAGAGCUGGAUGUAGGCUUGGCUAACGGAAUUCGUGCUAUGAAUCUCACCCACACAGGUGAAUUGGGCUACGUGUUGUAUAUUCCUAAUGAGUUUGCACUACACGUAUAUAAUCGUCUGAUGACUGUUGGAGAGAGAUACGGCAUAAACCAUGUGGGGUACUAUGCUACACGAUCGUUGAGGGUCGAGAAAUUCUUCGCUUUCUGGGGCCAGGACCUCGACACUAUGACGACGCCACUCGAAUGUGGACGUACUUGGCGUGUCAAAUUUGACAAAGACAUCCCGUUCAUCGGACGUGACGCUCUGCUCCGUCAACGCGAAGAAGGCAUCCGGAGACAGUACGUCCAGCUGUUGCUCACUGACCACGACCACGAGUUAGAUCUGUGGUCCUGGGGUGGAGAGCCCAUAUACAGGGACGGUAACUACUGCGGCCAAACCACCACCACAAGCUACGGAUUCACCUUCAAAAAACAGGUUUGCCUUGGCUUCGUACAAAAUUUGGAUAAGGAUGGCGUACCCCAGCAAGUUACUAAUGAAUAUGUUCUUAAUGGCCAUUAUGAAAUCGAUAUCGCUGGAAUACGAUACGCUGCAAAAGUGAACCUUCACUCUCCACAUUUGCCAACAAAAUAUCCUGAUAAAGAACGCGACGUGUACCAGGCAACCAGGAAGCUCCAUGACCCACAACAGUUCCUUGGAAGACAUUAUCAACCUUAGUCAACAGUCAAUACUUUUUGCUUGAUGGUUUAUAUUUUUUAAAUAUCUGAUUUAUUUAACUUUAAUCUAAGAGUAAACUCACCUAAAUACAGAACUGUGUCUGGUCAAUUGAAAAUAAAUUAUUACUCUUGA